AUGAAAGCUCGCUAUUUUAGUAGCUUCUGUCUACUAUUUGCAUUGGUGCUAUGUAAAGAUUAUCCUCAUUUAAACGUACCUCAAGUCCUCUUGCCCUAUACACCCAGUGGAAGUAGCUCGGCUUCAUUUGUUAUUCAAGGAUUGCAAAAUGGCUGCUACUUUUGGACUUCUUCCAAUCCGGAGGUCAUACCGGUAAUGCCGAUCUUUUCUGGUCCAUCAUCGCAAGCUCGUGGCUGCUCCAACAGUGCCAUAGUCACUACAACUUCAGUUGGACCAACCCGUCAAUCAGCUUUAAUACUUGCUGAAGAUAUCUCGGGUGAAAUUUUGCAAUCGAAUGUCGCCGUCGAUAAAAUUGUACGUAUCGAAAUUAUGUCUACAUCUCGCUUGUUGCUGUUAGGUCAAGCACCAGCUAUUUACUACGUCAAGGCGUAUGACAAAAUAGGCAAUGUAUUCUCAAAUGUGAGCGGUUUCGCUGUUGAUUGGUUUCUAUCAAAUGCCCCUAAUAGUAAUAUCGAUGCCAAUAAUGUGCUUAGGAUUAUGCCGGGACGUGAACAAGCUCGAAAUUGUGAUUGCAACGGAGUUUGCACCCAAAUCUCUCCAAAUACAGUUGCCAAUAGUGUUUUGGCCGAAGGAAUUAAUACCGGCUCGGCGAUGCUUUGUGCCAGAUUGGCGGACCUGACGUUCAAGAAUAUCCUUCCCAGUAGAUUAAGGAUACAGGUGAUAGAUAAUGUCAUGCUGGUUCCAUCAGAUGAUAUUUACAUUUUGGUAGGGGCACGGGUUCGCUUUCAAGUUUUCAGGCUAAUUCAAGAGCAGCAACGUGAGGUAAAAUUUCCAUCUGAACUGUAUGCCUUCGAUGUGAGUAACAAAUCUAUAAUUGACAUGAAAGAGAUUGAGUCAGUGAUUACGGCCAAAAAUAUCGGCGAUAGUGUUGUUUCCCUCGUCGACAAAAAUAUUCAACAAAGUCAAAUUGACUACCGGCCAAAUUGUGAAGUGCAUGUCGUAGAACCGGCAUAUCUAGGCUUUACAGUCUUACCUGAUAGAGUAUGGGUUCUCGAAAGUGGCAGACAGUACACCGUUAUCAUUGACUUAUACGAUCGAGAUUCAAAUAGAAUACAGAUAUCGGAGGGUACCGUUAUAAAGUCUGCAUUUCCAAAGGACUACUUUUUAGUGCAUUAUUCUACUUCAAAUGGGUCUUAUCAUCAAAUACAAGCUAUCAAAGCUGGAAAUGUUACCAUUACUGCUAGCUUAUCACAAAUUUGGCUAGCAGCAGACAAGAAACACUUGAAUCUCAAGCAGGCAGUCAUUGGUGACCAAGAUGUAAACAUAUUCAAACCGAUUUCUUUACAACCUCCGAUUCUGGUAUUUCCAUGGACUACAGUUGGCCAACUAGAUUGUAGCUAUAAAUUGAGAAUUAACGGUGGUAGCGGAUCUUAUUAUUGGUCUACAUCACAAGCUAACGUGGCAACUGUCAAUACUAAGGGCCUUGUAAAAGCCCGAAAUUUUGGUCAAACUACUAUUAAAGCUAUCGAUAUUAGAAAUUCCAAUCAUUUCAGUACUGCUGAAGUGUAUGUAUCUUAUCCUUACGGAAUGAAAUUUGUGUCACCGCCUGUGGAAACUGCAGCAGGGGAAUCUUUAACUUUAGAUUUAAGAAUGUGGACAACGGUAGACGAUGGUCGAACUUUGAACUUUUUAUUGUGUGAUAACUUUCCAAUCGACAUUAUGUCAUCCGAUUUAAACAUUUUCACCGUUGAUGAGACUCGCAAACCUGGUAACUUUAACGAUAGUUGUUUGGCGAUCGUUAUCCACUGUAUCAAUCCAGGGUCCGCUAGGCUACACGCAUCCUAUACCGAUGCAGGAUCAGUUAGUCUGACCGCUGAAGAGAUAGUAACUUGUUUUGACCCUCUUCAGGUUGUUGAUCCUUCGGGUAUUGCUAUUGUAUCACUGUACUCUUCUGUUACGAUAACUUCGAUUGGAGGUCCCAAGCCAAGAUCAUUCGACAGAAGUUCGUAUUUCGAAUCCGUAAUCCCUGCCGAACCUGAUCAAGUAUCUUUAGAAUUAUUAUCCCCCAGCGAUAUGCCCACACGACUAUCUCUAGCUACAGACAAUAUCCAUGUUCAUCGCGUUACUUGUACACAGUUAGGGGAACAAAUUCUUACUAUUUCUGUUGGUAACAGGAAGUCUCUUGGAUUUCCUUUUUCUGUCAGUAGUUCCGUAACCUUUAGAUUCAUGUGUACUAUACCAGAUGCGCUUAAAAUGGAACCGGUACUCACACUUUUACCAGAUUUUGAUGUUAUUCCUUGCUAUCAAUGGCUAGAAGAGAAAGUCCUAAAACAUCCAGUUCGAAAUGAUCAAUCAUUUCCUAUUCGUCUAUCUAUGAUUGAUGCAAAUGGACGCUAUUUCAAUAACUUUUCAUCUAUACAAUUAACGUGGCAUUCUAAAAAUCAAGAGCUAGCAAGUAUGGCAGAUGUAUCAGAUUACGAGUGGAUUAAUAAUCAUACAUCAGAAUUGAGGUUAGUACGUACAGCUGCAACUGAAGGUUCUGUCAUCAUUCAGAGCUCGAUUAAUGGAUAUAAAGUCAACAUACAACCUAAACAAAAAUCAUUGCCGCCAUUAAGUGUGUCGCUGAUUUUGCAAUUAAUUUCUCCUCCACGUAUAUCACCUGCUGCGUUGAAUAUUUUUAAUCACCAUAAUAUUACAGAACAACUUUCUAUUAUUCAUGGAUCUGGUCACUUUCGAAUUGAAGGAAGCCACGCGAAUAUUAACGUAACUCGAAUAUCAUCUUCUAAACUGAGAAUUAUUCCUCUCCGCGAGGGUACCACAUCUUUAUUUGUAAGAGAUUUGUGCCUCGACACAGAUACUACUCCUGCGAAGGCUACGAUGAGAGUAUUAAGGCUUUCGAGUAUAGAAGUUCAUGUGAUAGAUCUCAUUGAGAUGGGAAGUGAAACCACUGCAUAUGCUAAAUUGAUUGACAGUUCUGGCUUUCCAUUGCCUUCUCGCUAUCUAAAUUUAGUUAAAUUGUCAGCUCGUAGUUCUUCGAAAAAUUUGGAGAUCACGCUUGUAGAAGUUACAAAGUCAGACUCUGGUGAUACUGCAGUUUAUAAACUUCGAGGAUUAUCUGUAGGCUACGCAACUGUAGUUUGGUCAGGAGAAUCUAGCGCUAUAGGACCUCCUUUAAGCGUUUCUCGAGAAAUUUAUGUUUUCCCGCCGAUGUCUGUCUUCCCAACUAGCUUAGUUCUUGUCCCAUCGGCAGAAAUUCAGAUAAGUUGUUAUGGUGGACCACCAACACAGGCUCAAGUUUUGUUUCAUUCAUUAACUAAUGACAUCGCUGUAGUAGAUAGUAAAGGCCUCGUACAAGCGAAAAAUAUUGGCAGAACUUUGAUUGAGGUUGUAAUGCAGGCCGUCGAUGCCUCAACUGGAAAAGUUAGAACCUACUCUAAGACCUCAGUGCCUGUUACCGUCACUAGAUUGACGGGUGUUAAGAUCUUUGCGUCAACAAAUCGUUUAGUAACGGGAUCUACGAUGUCAGUUUACGCAGUUGGAUUAACCGAUGAAACUCCGAUUAGCUUCGGAAGCGCAAUGCCACGAAUUAAAUUUAAUUGGAUAUCGUCCAACGAUGAAGUCAUUACAAUAUCAUCUAUUUAUUCUAAUAGUGGAAUUAACUACGAAGACGAAAGCGAUUUUGCGGUUCGUGUAACAAGUAAAAGUGCUGGAGAAUCCCAUGUUACGCUGACGGUAGAUCAAACAGAAACUAGUAUCAGUAGAUACUUUGAAAUUGGAGCAGUCUUAUCUGCUGAGCAAAAGUUUGAGGUUUCCAAAGCUCUACAAGUAAUUUAUCCAGUAUCAUGUCAAUUGAGAUUACCGUAUCGUUCGGAAACUCAACUAAAAACAAAUUUGGAUGGACUUGCUAAAUUAACGUUCAGUAUUAGCGGUAAAACAUCGGUUGCAACAAUUGAUGACCAGAGACGUAUAACUACUGGUAGUGAUGCUGGUAGAGUCACAAUUUUUGCAUCAUCUGUGGAUAAAUUGGGUUUGAAUCAGACUGUUGCAAUAAAUUUGGAGGUAAAACCAGUUGUAGCGAUAUCCAUUGAAAGUUUAUCUACUUUAAGAGUUACGACUACGAACCAAACGCACAAAUUUCCUAUUGGUGCAACCAUCAAGUUCAGAGUUAAUUUAUUAGAUAGUUCAGGACAACGUCUAGACGAUGUUGCCUAUAAAUUAGAAUAUCAAUUAAAUCGUUUUGAUAUUGUCCAUAUAUCGCGAGAAACUAACAGUAACGUUUAUACCAUUAAAACGAUUAGCCCUGGUCAGGUUAUUUGGCAUGUAUGGGAUCAAUCAUCAACGUCUAUCAGUGAUCAUAUUCGAAUCACUGUUGACCAUGCGGUUGUACCUCGAUCACUGUCAAUAUUAUCUGGCUUUUCCACAUAUAUUAAAACUGCUUUAACGAAACAUCCUACUGGGGUUUGGUCCUCCGAUGAAAGCAAUAUUGUAGAAGUUGAUAGUAAUAGCGGUAUCAUAACAGCUCUGAAAGCUGGCUCAGCAGUUAUUUAUUACAAUGUGAAAGGAUUACUAUCCCUAAGUUGUGAUGUCGUUGUGAAUCGUAUUGCUAAAGUUUCUUUGCAUAGCGGUUCUCAGAAAUUUGUCACAAACGUCUAUGAUGGCAUGCAAUUUACAAAACAACCCGUUCAUUAUGUUUCUAAAGUGACGUUUGCCUCAUCUGGUAAUGAACUCAACGCAUUUUCAGGCCAUCUUGUAGAAUCCAGGGCCUCAAAGUUGUUCAGUUGUAACUUACGUUUAAAGGAUGGUUACCGAGACUUUGACGCUGAUGAUAUCUUCGACGUAGAAUCGAUUGUCAAUACAUCACGAAGUUUAACAUAUUGUCAGAUUAAUCCUCGUCGAACAGAUCGUUCUCUAGCGUCUUCAGUCAGUACAAUCGACAAUGUAAUCUUAGAAUUGACAGCCUCUACUACAAAUUUGGAUCGCAACCCAACAAUAGAAUCAGAAGUGGAAACAGUUCGUUUCAUACCUGCCUUUGUUAUCAGCAAAUUAAGCAUUAUUUUAACAGAUAGCCAUAAAUCUGAUAGUCUUACGGUAUUUGGUAUACCUCUUCAACUGAAGAAUUUAGAGUUUACUGCGGAUCCGUUUUUAUCUGUUCGAGGGACGGCUUCAAGUGAAAAUGAAUGUAUAUACGAAAUAUCAUUGCUUAAGAAUAUUGAUACUUCUGUGGAUAAUCAAAUGCAGAUCACAGUAUCUGUCGUUUAUAAGUCACCUGAGAAGGCCUUGGUAUCGUCGCCGAUGAAAUUGGAUGAAAGCGCUUGUAGUGAAUUUUGUCGUAAACAAAGUAUGGUCCAAGAAAGUUUAAAAGCUGACAAAUAUCUUUGGUAUACAGAUACAUUACUUAUUUGGACUCGACCGUUCUAUUCUUUACUCAGCCUAUGGACCUUUAUACUGGCGCUAGUCGUUGUAUUUUAUAUUAUGUGUAUCGGAUGGUCUAAUAGGCGUUAUCAAUCAUCUGUGUCUCGUUUAAAUCCAAGAAUGGACAGUAGCAAUUCUCCACAAUCUCUUCAUCACAGCGGAAUUGCAUCUCCCUUUAGAUAUACAGUUGGCGGUAGCUCACCUAGACUGAGAUACGUUGCUAAUUCACCUAAUGAAUAA
Messenger RNA from Trichoplax adhaerens, 5652 nucleotides. RefSeq lists its product as uncharacterized. Lineage: Eukaryota; Metazoa; Placozoa; Uniplacotomia; Trichoplacea; Trichoplacidae. The transcript is spliced from 30 exons. The coding region runs from base 1 to 5652 and encodes 1883 amino acids. Gene Ontology annotation, cellular component: nuclear pore. The record is from RefSeq and is a predicted model, not a curated record.